Parasteatoda tepidariorum (common house spider) is the source of this 947-nucleotide messenger RNA. NCBI's taxonomy places the organism in Eukaryota, Metazoa, Arthropoda, Arachnida, Araneae, Theridiidae. The record is from RefSeq and is a predicted model, not a curated record.
ACACAUGCAGUGAGAAUGCUUAAUUGGAUCUAGAGAUUACAAGCGAUUUGUUUCUCGUCGCAGCCUAGAUACAACUCUACUUCCACUUUAUAUAUGUUUAUGGAAUCGAGUGUGUAAAAUAAUUUUCUGGUUUGAGCAGGAUGGCAGAAACAAAAGUAGCGACAAAGAAACCUCACAAGCCAAGGAACUAUAAACUUCCUGGCGGGGUAUGGAGGUAUUCAAAAUCAACUAUGUACAGUCGUAGACGAUUGAUGAAAGUAAAAAAAGUGGCUACCCCAAAAGUCAAGUCCACCAAGAAACCAAAGUUCGUGAAGAAGCCUAUUGGUGGAGAAAAGAAUGGAGGCUUCCGAAUUGUUAAAUUGAAAAAAGAGAGGAAAUUUUAUCCAACUGAGGAUAAACCUAAACUGAAGCAUACACGAAAGAUGAAGGCCUUUAAAAAUCAUAAGAGGUAUUUGAGGCCAAACAUUACUCCUGGCACAGUACUCAUUCUUCUGGCUGGUAGACAUCGUGGAAAGCGUGUUGUGUUUUUGAAACAGCUAGAGACAGGUCUUCUUCUUGUCACAGGUCCCUACCAAGUGAAUGGCUGCCCCUUGAGGAGGAUAAAUCAAAUUUAUGUCAUUGCCACAAGUACUAAGUUGGACAUUAGUAGCGUUAAAAUUCCAGAUCACGUGAAUGAUUUAUAUUUCCGAAGGAAGAAGCCACAAAAGAAGAACAAGAAGGAUGAAGAAGAAAUAUUUGAUACUAAGAAAGAGGAGUAUGCUGUAACAGAACAGAGAAAGAAAGAUCAAGUAGAAGUAGAUCGCCAGAUUCUAAAUGUUAUCCGCAGCCACCCUGAAAAGAAUGUGAUGCUACACUAUUUAAAAGCUUUGUUCUAUCUACAAAACAAAGUAUAUCCUCACAAGAUGAAGUUCUAGCUUUUUCCGUCAAUAAAAGAAAAUUGAAAAAUG